Messenger RNA from Arabis nemorensis, 597 nucleotides. The record is from the annotation of a GenBank genome assembly. Lineage: Eukaryota; Viridiplantae; Streptophyta; Magnoliopsida; Brassicales; Brassicaceae.
AUGGAAGAAGAAGAUAAGAUUCCUCAAUGGCAAUGGCAUGAUGAAGAAGAUAGCAUCUUAGCAGAUUGGGAUAUUGAAAAUAUGGGUAUUCAUCAUACCAUUUCUGUUGACAUGGUGUUAGAAAGAUUAAGAAAUGCCCUAACAGUUUUAGGGAUCUAUGAUGCCAUUCAUCUGUAUGUUGUUGUUGCUCACCUUGAACGUGCUAACCUCGAACCUGCUUUGUUUGAAAACAACCAAAACAGCGGUAUCAAUACGAGGCAUUUGAUUCCGUUGGCUACGAGUAGGCAAAUGGAGUUGUUUAAGGCACAUAUGAAUGGUGAAACACCAAAUCUAGGAAAAACCAUAAUUGUGUUCACAGGAGACUACGAUUACAACUUUACCAUGACAAGGCUCAAAAACUUAGGUUUGAGGGUUAUUUUGGUUACAGAUGGAUGCAAAUGCAAAAUCAAGGGUGUUGAAAAAUGUAGGUUUAGUAACAUGAUGAAUGGUAAUCCAGUUUGGAGGGGCACUCCAUGGAAUCUGGUUGUUACUAAUCAUUUGGCGUAUAUUGUUUUGGAAGUAAUGAUGGAAUAUGACUUGGAUACAAUGUCCCUAUAA